CCCUUGACUUAAUAAUUUAGUAUGUGCCGUAUUAAUUUGUAAUCAAAAUAUGGUUGUAAGACUGUUGCUUUAAAAAUCUGUAGUUUAUUUUAUUUUUAUGUAAUUACCGCCUUGUUGCACCUUGAACAUCUUGUGUGAUGCGCUCACUUGUUGGACAUUUCUGUAUCAGUGUAUUUGUGUAGAUCGUUGAAAAAUGUCAACUGAAAGCCUAAAUAGUUUGAGUGACAAGGAGUUACACAGAAAGCUAAUCCAGAGCGGCUUUCCCAGCACUCCAGUGACGGAAACAACGCGAGCGGUUCUAAUUGAGAAGUUGAGGAAACACACCCGAGCGGACAAGUUGAAAAAGCGGAGCAACAAGUACGUGCUAUAUUCCAAGGAGCAGACGGAGUCGCCGCCAUAUCCGCAGUAUCCCCACUUCCACGCCCCCCCUCUUCCUGGCUACGCCAAUGGCCUGGACAACAAUAACGAUCUGGAGAUGAGUCGCAGCUCCUUGGUUUUCAAUCGUAGUUUCGACGAGAACGACUCGAGUCCGCUACAGUUGUCUGCCUCUAAGAUGUACGCCCCGCCACCUGUGGUGGCCUCCAACUACGAUGGCGACUGCUCGCCCCACAGCCUGGGCUUAAAUGGCAAAUUCCGACAGCAAUGCGCCAGUCAGUACGCCAUUGACACGAAUAGCUUUGCAAAACCAAUAAGAAAGGUUAAGAUAUCUGAUGGAGGCGUAGUAAACAGACUGCUCAGCUUUCGCGAUACCACAAUCCAGCGGAAAUUUAACUAUUCAACACCCCAGGCGACGAGAAUGCUCCCAAGAAACGAAAGACUUCCUCGAUUCGCUUUGUCAGACCUCAAAUCGUUUUUUAAAAACCCCGAUAUCAGACCCUACGUAAUACCACAAGUGCUCAUUUCGCUGUUCUUAAUAUUUCUGACAAUAAUCACUGUUCUGUAUGUGGGCAAAAGGUUUGAGCAGAGUCCUAUCGACAAAACGACACUGAAGUAUACAUUAUGUAACCCCAACGAAUUGCAAAUGAUCAGCGAAAAGACAAAUUGCAUAGCAAAAGAUUCGCUGAGCGGUGCGCUGGAUUUAAGCGAGGAGCUUUUCAAGCAUCUAAACGAGCGAGCCAGGCUCCAUCACUGCAAAGAUGCUAGUUUACCGGCCACCCUUGAAGUUGGCGAGUUUGUGAGGGAAAUGGUCAGCAGCCCGAAAACCCACAGGGGAAAUCUGCACACUAACCUGUUGGCUGCACAAUAUCUUAUUGCCGAAAAUCCACAGUGGAGUAUUCAAGUAGUGGAUUCCUCAAAUCACAUCGGUCAGGGCUCAUAUUUUGAGCUCUCCGAACCGAAUCUGCCGCUCAAGUGCAUUCUAAUGAAAAAGAUGACCCGAUUUUUCACAGUAAUCGGUACGCUUAUUUUAAUAGUAGCUGGAUUCCUCGUCGUCUACUUUGCGGUGGUAAUUUACCGACUCAAACAAAAGGAAGCCCUGCUGGCGGUCGACCAGUUCUCAAAGGACAUAAUCAAUGAGCUGAUCUACUUAAGUUCCCAGUCUGAGAGUCCCGAGGUGAUUAUAAGCCAGCUGCAGGAAAAGUUUUUGCCUGCCAAGAAGCGCUCUAAGCACCUGUCUUCUUGGAACAAGGCCCUCAAGCAGCUGGAGAAGAGCGACAGCCGUGUGUUGUUCGGAAUGGUCAAUCGGGAUGGAAAGGCGAUGCGCACGAUUGCGUGGAACAGGAAUCUGGACAAAAAGGAUCCGGGCCUGGUUAAGAAGUGGCAGAGUCCCGCCUUCGAUAACUCCAACAAGAUUGCCAAUCCACCGACGCCAUGCCUGAAGAUACGGCACAUGUUUGACUCCUCAGAAGUUGAUCAAGCCAACCUGAAGCAGUCUAUCGUGGAGUCGAUCAUCGAAAAGGUUGGGUCUCGCUGCAAGAUCUGUGAUGUCCAGCUGGACAUCCAGUCCUGCUGCGUGUACAUCCGAUGCGCCAGUGAGGAGGACGCCGGCAUGAUUCACAACGAAAUCAACGGCUGGUGGUUCGACAAGCGCCUAAUUUCGAUUAAAUUCUUAAGACUUGAACGCUAUUUAAGCCGAUUCCCCAAACCCUCGUCCGAGCAACUCUACUUUCAUACCAGCGAGGCGACCAACAACACUCACUCAUAAAACACACAACUCUACACUAGAUACUUAAGUUAUUAAAUGCGAAUUUGUUUUACAUGUA
Messenger RNA from Drosophila rhopaloa, 2201 nucleotides. It is a transcript of the gene MAN1, whose product is annotated as inner nuclear membrane protein Man1. Lineage: Eukaryota; Metazoa; Arthropoda; Insecta; Diptera; Drosophilidae. Gene Ontology annotation, biological process: nuclear envelope organization; negative regulation of BMP signaling pathway. The coding region runs from base 194 to 2143 and encodes 649 amino acids. The transcript has 2 exons. Gene Ontology annotation, cellular component: nuclear inner membrane. The record is from RefSeq and is a predicted model, not a curated record. Gene Ontology annotation, molecular function: chromatin DNA binding.